Ooceraea biroi (clonal raider ant) is the source of this 1536-nucleotide messenger RNA. RefSeq names its product protein obstructor-E. The record is from RefSeq and is a predicted model, not a curated record. Lineage: Eukaryota; Metazoa; Arthropoda; Insecta; Hymenoptera; Formicidae. Gene Ontology annotation, molecular function: chitin binding. Gene Ontology annotation, cellular component: extracellular region.
GACACGAAAACUCAUCAGCCGAGCUUCCUCGGCUCCCACACGACAACGCAGAGAAAGAGAGCGCGCAUUCUCCCCGAGUCGUAUUCCUCAGUCGUCCUCGGGAUAUUUUACCGAUCAGGGAUUGACACUUCGAGUUAGAUCGAUCGUGCGUCGCCACUUCAACUCAGAAUGUUGCAGCAAAUCCUUCCGCUCGUCCUGGUGCUCCUAGCUACGCAGGGCUCGCUGGGCCAGAAGCAGCAGCAGGAGGAUCCAUGCCAGACAAAGUCGCGGGUGGUGGGUGAUGCCGAAUAUUGUGAUCGUUAUUGGGAAUGUGUAAAUGGCCGUCCGGAGUUGUUUGACUGUCCAAAUGGUCUCGUUUUCGCCGGCAAACAUCGCGGUGUCACCGAGGGUUGCGAUUACCCGUGGCGGGCGAACUAUUGUGACGGUAAACGCCAGGCAAACCCACCGAUCUCGACCGAGCACUGCGACUGGCUGUACGGCAUCUUCGGGCACGAGACUUCGUGCACCAGGUAUUGGACCUGCUGGAACGGUACCGCCACUGAGCAGCUCUGCAUAGGUGGUCUGCUUUACAACGAGAGGGCCAGAUCCUGCGACUGGCCUGAAAACGUCGAGGGAUGUCAGAAGCAUCCUCUCUGCAAUGACGACGCCAACGGCAACGUGCCCCUGGGCAAAUCGUGCAACCGCUACUGGCAGUGUCAGGGUGGCUAUCCGCGGCUGCAGCGGUGCCCGGCCAUGCUGGUGUUUGACAGGCGAUCAUUGAGGUGCGUGGUACCACCGACGGAGGAUUGCGACGUACCCACGACGCCGCUACCCGCCGAGGGCGAGUUACCCGAAGGUCGCAACGAGCAAGAGCCUGAAGAGGAAAACCUGCCACCUGGCGUGCCACCGUUGCCGUCAGGCGCGCUACCGAUCCCCCUGCGACCGCGCGCCAGGAACUAAGGCGACGAUUGGUCCUGCAUCCAAGUUGGAAGGACCGAAGGAAGCGAGAGGGGUCCCUUUGACGAGCGAGAUCGCGAAGGUCGAGCUCGUCGUCGAUCAUCGAUCGGAGAGUUCUCGAAAGGUUCUCUCGUCGGGUCUCCCCGGAAUCCCGCGCAAAUCCUGUAAUUCCAUAAUUCUAGAGUCGAGUAGAAUCGAGUUUGAGAUAUUUAGAGCUUCUUUGAUAUUCUGAAAUUGUUCUGGAUGCCAGAGGAAAGGCCUGUGAUUUCUCGGGGACGUUGACAAAGUUCCAUUCCUUCUUGAUAACAUUUCUGCUGCAGUGGAUUACUUUCUUAAUUAUAAAGACAUGUGGCUGAAAUUUGAGUAAUCGGUAAAUAUUAUUUUAAUUAUUUUAUUGAUGAGGAAUACAUUUAUGAAAUAUAUGAUUUUAUACAAAUUUAUAAAUUUGAUAAACAUCAACGAAGAUACACUUAAAGAAAAGGAAAAAACAAAAAUGGGAUUAACAACAAUAUGAAAAAAGCUGAUUAUAAAAUUGUUUAAUAAUGCAAUACUCUUGCAUACUGUGAAAUAUCAAAUAAAAGAUAUGAAUUACAAAUAAAA